UGUGUUACAGAGAGUUGAGGAGAAUGGCUCGGACCAAGCAGACAGCGCGCAAAUCCACCGGAGGGAAAGCUCCCCGCAAGCAGCUGGCGACCAAAGCGGCCCGCAAGAGCGCUCCGGCCACGGGCGGAGUGAAGAAGCCUCAUCGCUACAGGCCCGGCACGGUGGCUCUGCGGGAGAUCCGCCGCUACCAGAAAUCCACCGAGCUGCUGAUCCGCAAACUGCCCUUCCAGCGCCUGGUGCGAGAGAUCGCUCAGGACUUCAAGACCGACCUGCGCUUCCAGAGCUCGGCGGUGAUGGCCCUGCAGGAGGCCAGCGAGGCUUACCUGGUGGGACUGUUUGAGGACACCAACCUGUGCGCCAUCCACGCCAAGCGGGUCACCAUCAUGCCCAAAGACAUCCAGCUGGCCCGCCGGAUCCGCGGGGAGCGCGCCUAAACGGAGCAUAGUCGGCCCUGCACAUUCACCCCGAGAGAGAGCGAAACACAACGGCUCUUUUCAGAGCCACUAAACCAUCCAGAGAGAGCGGGAAGCGGUCGCAGACGUUGGAACAUGGCUUUGGAUAAUAUUGGGGUGGGGGGAGGCGCGUGACGUCAGUAAUACAUUUCAUGGGAGUUGGUUGAAGACAGUUCGCAGGAGCAGCAGUGACUAGAAUAUACGCUGCUGUGAAUGUUAUGUAAUUUUCAUAAUAGUAGUGCAGUAUUAAUUCCGGAUUACAUCCCCUUUGUCCUCACUGUCUCCCUUGGUGUUCCCACCAGUUACAGCUGGUAUGAUUAUUGCUGAGGAAGCGGGCGGGAAAACAUGGCGCCAAAUCAUCAACCGUUUUCUUUCAAAUUUGAAAAUCCUGCCGAAAUGUAGAUCAGAGAAGGGAGCUUUACGCAAAACAAUGCAUUCGUAUUUAGUCAUUAAUUUACAAUUUUUCUUUCGGGUCUAGAAGCUAUUUGAAAGAUUCGAGAUUGUCUUCGGAGAGAACCAACACUCUCAUUCAGCCCUGUGAGGAUUUCAUGACCGUUCUUCGGCGUGAGCGCAUUAAUAACGAACGCCGCCUUUAGGUAUUAUUUUAAUACCGUGCUCCCUUAUCGCAAAAGCUCCACAUUAACAAUUCCACUCCGGCGACUGUUCUGGUUUGAUCUCGGUUCGUUUCGAAAGCUUCUAACCGACAGCAGAAAGCCCCAUUUACACUAUUCUGCAACAGAACCCGCGCGGAGUUCUGGAAAUUAAAAAAAAAAUGAAUUUGUAACGUAUCUACCCGUGGGUCUGUAAGAAAGGGAGCACUUGUUUUGUUUCCCAGUGGUGACACUCAGGGCUCACACCCCAACCGGGCUUGUUGCUCCCGGAAUAAUCAAACUUGAGAGUGACUUGAGCAAAUAGCAGCAAUCAGAAAGAAAAUAGAUUCACUGGUGUUCAAUAUGCUCCCGAGAGGCAGGGAGAAGAGAGGGCACAUUCUCUACUCUUGACGCCAGCGCCAAAUCAACAACACCUUUCCUUCCGAUUUGAAAAGGCCACCAAUUCACAAAUAACGGAGUAUGUUUUACAAAGAAAAAUGAUGUAUAAAAAAGGAGAAUGUUGUUCAGAGGGGAAUUCAUCAAUAGUUGUUAAUUAGGUUAUAAAUAUAUACUUCAGACAAUCUCUCUCGCUCAUUCAUUUGCCUAACUGCAUCUAUCUCUUUCUACUUCUUUUCUGGACCUAUAGAACUGGCAGAAACAAAAACAAGCGCUAAGAACUGCAAUCUGCAAUUAAUCUCUUCAUUUCACAUUUCGAAAGCAGUCCGAUAUGUUGAUUAAAUAUUACAGAACGUUCUUAUCGUCUUUAGACAAUAUUUUAAUGUCGCCCAGCCUAGUUCUGACAUCAGCAAAAGCCACAUUUGCCAUCCUAGUCCUGCAGCACCUCUGAUUUGAUCUCCGUUCAUUUUGAUAAUCUCUCACCGACAGCAGAAAACCUAAUUUCCUGUAAUCUGAAAUCGGAGAAAACAGCGCCAGAGACCCAGGUUCGAGUCUACGAGGCAUGGACCACCAAUCGUAAGAUGUAUCUGCUCCUAGUACUCAAAGACACGUUUCUUUUUGGUUUACCUGGGGAGAUAUUCACCGUUCAUAUCCCACCGUGAAUGGUGGCUCCGGAACUGACAUUUGAAGUGCUCAUUCAAAUACGUUUUAAAGGUUAAGGUUUCUGGCCUCCACCAUCUUCGCAUGCAGUGUCUUCGGAAAUUUCCACCACUUGUUGAGUGAAAAGAUUUUCUGAAAUUCCCUCAAUAUCUUUACAUCUAACCCUUCAGUAUAGCGAGAAUCCUUACCCUCACCAUAUCAUUACCUAAGCACCACUUGUGAUUGCUCGCUCAAACAAGGGAAACAGCUUCUCUCUAUUCACCCUGUCCCACACGCCUCAUAAAUCGCUUAUACUUCAAUCAUGUGUUCCCACCGCAGUCAUCUCUGCUCUAGAGAAAACAUUCCUUUUUUUGGAAGUAAUAUUUGUGCUUUAAUCCCAAUCGCUAACAUUGCGCUGGAUUUAUCACCGCUGCUGUCAGUCAGUUUAAUGUGAAUAAAAUAUUCCUGCAUCCUUUGGCGCAUGCGCGAUACUGCCCUUCCUCCAAAGCAGAAAUGUUCUUGAGUAGAGGAGCGCAUGCGUGAGUCCCUCCCCCAGCGCUGCCAUUGAGGAGCAUUUACUCAGUGAGUGCAAGAGGUUUGUUUGAAACAGACCGCAAUGGAGAGAUCAG
Molecule: messenger RNA, 2706 nt
Organism: Chiloscyllium plagiosum (whitespotted bambooshark)
Lineage: Eukaryota; Metazoa; Chordata; Chondrichthyes; Orectolobiformes; Hemiscylliidae
Source: RefSeq, a predicted model, not a curated record